Megalobrama amblycephala (Wuchang bream) is the source of this 1224-nucleotide messenger RNA. RefSeq names its product transmembrane p24 trafficking protein 1b (gene tmed1b). Gene Ontology annotation, biological process: intracellular protein transport; endoplasmic reticulum to Golgi vesicle-mediated transport; Golgi organization. Gene Ontology annotation, cellular component: endoplasmic reticulum; endoplasmic reticulum-Golgi intermediate compartment; COPII-coated ER to Golgi transport vesicle. The coding region runs from base 126 to 797 and encodes 223 amino acids. The record is from RefSeq and is a predicted model, not a curated record. The transcript has 4 exons. NCBI's taxonomy places the organism in Eukaryota, Metazoa, Chordata, Actinopteri, Cypriniformes, Xenocyprididae.
UGGCUGAGCGCCGCAGCAAAACUUGAGCUACGGAAGCGGAACACAUCCGUCGCUGGACGGAGGGUUUUGAACUGGUUUUCCCGUAUACAAACACCGUUUUAAAGGCUCUUUCUUUGAUAAACAGCAUGGAUGAUGUGCGGAGGAUGUGCGUGCCUCUUCUCGCGGUGUUUAUCGGCGCGGUGAACGCGUUCAGCCCCACGGACAGCGAGUUCACGUUUCUGCUGCCAGCUGCCAGCAAAGAGUGUUUCUACCAGAGCGCCAUUCAGAACGGCAGCAUCGAGAUCGAGUACCAGGUGAUCGCUGGAGCAGGUAUGGAUGUGGAUUUCUCCAUCGUUUCUCCUCAGGGGAUCUACUUGGUCUCGGAGUUUCGUCGUUCAGACGGCGUUCAUAUGGUGGAGCCCUCAGAGGCGGGAGACUAUCAGAUCUGCUUCGACAACACCUUCAGCAGGUUCUCCGAGAAGAUGGUGUUCUUCGAGGUCAUCCUGGACAACCCGUCCAAUGACGCGGGAGGGGACGACGAGUGGGCGGGGCUUGGAGAGCCAGAGAACCUAUUAGAGUACAAGCUGGAUGACAUAAAGGAGUCGAUGGAGACGGUUCACCGGCGGCUGGAGCGCAGUCGUCAGAUGCAGACGGUCCUGCGGGCGUUCGAGGCUCGCGACCGAAACCUGCUGGAGGACAACCUGUGGCGGGUCUCCUUCUGGUCCUGUGUCAACAUGCUGGUCAUGCUGAGCGUGGGGCUCACUCAGGUCUACACCCUCCGACGGCUGUUCGACGACAAGCGGAGAGUCUACUCCUAAAGCAAACGCCCGUGUCCCGUCGGAUCGGCCGCGCUGCUGCAGAGAGAAGAUCAAACUCGAGUCGAGAGAGCGCAGACAGAGACCGCCGUGCCUUUUAGAUGGAUUAGACGCUUUCUCAUCGGACGAUCCUUCUUGGUGUUUCCGGGUGCCUGUGAAGGUCAGUCGCACAAAGUCGAGUGUGACUCCAGAGAACUGCUGAAUAAUAAUAAUAACAGACUGCAAACCAGUCGUCCGAUUCUUUUGAGGACGCAAGACUUCACGCAUCUGUCCAUUUCAUGUCUUAGUUUUGUCACUUUUAUUUUAGUCCUGUCAUUUCAUGACGAGAGAUGAUUGUGUUUUGGGAGAAUGUGACGUUACGGUAAACAAAGGGAAUCUUUUUAAAGACUUUUACACAAUAAAAACAAAUAAAAUGGGUUGUAUAUUUGUA